AUGGGAAGGAUGGACAAUUCCUUCACAGUCUUGAACCAAACAUUCAUUCCCUUUUCCAAGAAGAACAGAGAUUACAUGAAGAAAUCAACAAAAUAUUACGUAUUGUAUUCAACAAUCUAUCUAUCUAUCUAUCUAUCUAUCUAUCUAUCUAUCUAUCUUCGUCUUCUAUUCAUAUCUAUCUAUCUUAAUUGUUUCAUUUCUUUCUUUGUUUUUACUUAUCUAUCUGUCUAUUCACAUCUAUCUAUGAUAGCUGUUUCAUUUCUAUCUAUCUAUCUAUCUAUCUAUCUAUCUAUCUAUCUGUUUCAUAUCUAUCUAUCUAUCUUCGUCUGUUCAUAUCUAUCUGUCUAUCUAGCCCAGUCUAUUCAUAUCUAUCUAUCUAUCUAUCUUAACUGUUUUAUUUCUUUCUUUGUUUUUACUUAUCUAUCUAUCUAUCUAUCUAUCUAUGAUAGCUGUUUCAUUUCUAUCUAUCUAUCUAUCUAUCUAUCUAUCUAUCUAUCUCAUUCUCAUCUAUCUAUCUAUCUAUCUAUCUAUCUAUCUAUCUAUCUAUCUAUCUAUCUAUCUCAGUCUGUUCAUAUCUAUCUAUCUAUCUAUCUAUCUAUCUAUCUAUCUAUCUAUCUAUCUAGCUAG
Messenger RNA from Acanthosepion pharaonis, 627 nucleotides. The record is from the annotation of a GenBank genome assembly. NCBI's taxonomy places the organism in Eukaryota, Metazoa, Mollusca, Cephalopoda, Sepiida, Sepiidae.